Messenger RNA from Phytophthora sojae, 183 nucleotides. RefSeq lists its product as hypothetical. The record is from RefSeq and is a predicted model, not a curated record. The coding region runs from base 1 to 183 and encodes 60 amino acids. The transcript has a single exon. NCBI's taxonomy places the organism in Eukaryota, Oomycota, Peronosporomycetes, Peronosporales, Peronosporaceae.
AUGGGAAGCGUGCAGAAGGUCUACUCGAGACUCAACCUGCCACUGCCGUACGACCCCAAGCUCCGAGGACUUCGUCUGGACAACUUGUUUCGCAUGGCCAAAUACAGGGUCCGAACGGUGGGGAUCUCGCAGAUCCAGACCACGUUUGCUGGCGAGAUGGAGGUGCCGACUCAGGUUGGCUAA